Molecule: messenger RNA, 2102 nt
Organism: Diospyros lotus (date-plum)
Lineage: Eukaryota; Viridiplantae; Streptophyta; Magnoliopsida; Ericales; Ebenaceae
Product: sulfite exporter TauE/SafE family protein 3
Exons: 12
Coding region: 249-1682 (477 amino acids)
Biological process (GO): protein ubiquitination
Cellular component (GO): membrane; Cul4A-RING E3 ubiquitin ligase complex
Source: RefSeq, a predicted model, not a curated record
AUGGUGUUGAGUCUUCCGCUCGAGGCUCCAUCUCUCAUUUGAGCCUCUCUUCUCUGCAAUCGAUCUCAAAAGCCAAACUGAAAUCCACUCCCUUCUUCUUUCCCCUCAAUUUUCCCGCACUUCCUCACAUUUUCUCCGAUAUUCGCGCGCUUUGAAACGUUGCGAGUGUGUGUCGAGAGAGAGAGAGAGAGAGAGAGAGAGAGAGAGAGAGAGGAGGCAGUGGGGGAAAAGCGGGGUAUUUGGGUUGGAUGGCAAAAAUUGGAGCGAAAUGGAGGGUUUUGAGAUCGGUAUCAAUGCCGUGGUGCAGUCUUCUACUGGCGUCGAUGCUUGUUUCAGCGGAAAGAGGCUUCAAACCGCGAGCAGCGUCGAACUAUUCCGAUGCUCCGGAUUACCUUUCGCAGAUUUUGAAUUUCUUGUGGCAACCGAAUGCAUCAAGCUCCGACCAUACUUGGCCUGAAAUGAAAUUCGGUUGGAAGAUUGUUGUGGGUACCAUAAUUGGAUUCUUUGGGGCAGCAUUUGGGAGUGUAGGUGGUGUUGGUGGUGGUGGAAUAUUUGUUCCUAUGCUCAAACUAAUUAUUGGAUUCGAUGCAAAAUCAGCAACUGCAAUGUCAAAAUGUAUGAUCAUGGGUGCUGCAGCCUCCACUGUCUACUACAAUCUUAAGCUAAGGCAUCCCACACUUGAUUUGCCAAUUAUUGACUAUGACUUGGCAUUGCUUGUUCAACCAAUGCUAAUGCUGGGAAUUAGCAUUGGUGUUACUUUCAAUGUGAUUUUUGCUGACUGGAUGGUCACCAUACUGCUAAUUGUUCUCUUCUUAGGCACAUCAACGAAGGCCUUUUUCAAAGGUGUCGAAACAUGGAAGAAAGAAACAAUUAUGAAAAAGGAGGCUGCUAGGCGUUUGGAAACAAAUGGCAAUGAUCAGGAGGGAUUAGACUAUAAGCUGCUGCCUGGUGGCCCAAGCAAUGGCAGCCAAGAUGUUACCGAUGACCCUCCAGAGCCAGAGGUCAGUAUAAUUGACAAUGUGCGCUGGAAGGAACUAGGGCUUCUUGUUUUCGUUUGGGUUGCAUUCCUUGCAUUGCAAAUCAUCAAGAACGAAUUGACUACUUGCUCGGCAGCGUAUUGGGUAGUAAACUUAUUGCAGAUCCCAAUUGCUUUUGGGGUAUCUUUAUAUGAGGCACUGGGCCUGUACAGUGGAAGAAAGGCAAUUUCAUCAAUGGGAGAUACUGGAUCUGGCGUGAAGAUACACCAGUUGAUCUUGUACUGCUUCUGUGGUGUAGUGGCUGGCAUGGUUGGUGGAUUGCUUGGUCUAGGUGGAGGAUUUAUUCUGGGUCCAUUGUUUUUGGAGCUGGGAGUCCCUCCUCAGGUGUCAAGUGCCACAGCUACCUUUGCAAUGACCUUCUCCUCAUCAAUGUCUGUUGUAGAAUAUUAUCUUCUAAAACGUUUUCCAGUUCCUUAUGCUCUCUACUUUAUUGCCGUGGCAACCGUUGCUGCUUUUGUUGGACAACACAUUGUAAGAAAACUGAUCAUUUUUCUUGGAAGGGCAUCUCUUAUCAUCUUCAUUCUCGCUUUCACCAUCUUUGUGAGUGCAAUCUCCUUAGGCGGGGAAGGUAUAGCAGAAAUGAUAGAGGAUAUCGAGCAACAUGAAUACAUGGGUUUUGAGAACCUCUGCACGUAUGAUUCUUGAUUUGUCAUCUCCUCCCCCAUCUUUUGUAGGAUUCCGAUGUCCUAAUCAAGCUCCCCUAAGUGUACAAAGUUGGCCUUCUGCCAUUCUGCACUUGGUAGGAUGAACGAUAGCCCGCUGCUUCGAUUCAAUUUUACUGAAAUAUCAGUAUAUUUGCCCUCAAAAACAAUUUUUUUCCAACUCAAUUUGUGUCUGGAGGAGGAGCCCAUAAGGGAAAUCUAGGAGGAGGAGAAUAUUUUCAGCUUUUAUGUCAUUUUUCUUUCUCUGCUCAUCGACAUUGAUAAGAGGACUAGAGCCAUAGGACGAUUGUUGUUGUCAUUUGUUGUUCGUUUGUUUGCUGAGAUUUUUAUUUCAACAGUAUGUUGGUGCCAAUCACUUUCCGUAGUUUUGAUGAAAGGGCCGGCCAGAUGCAUCAUUUUAUCA